Messenger RNA from Brachypodium distachyon (stiff brome), 1214 nucleotides. RefSeq names its product N-alpha-acetyltransferase 40. NCBI's taxonomy places the organism in Eukaryota, Viridiplantae, Streptophyta, Magnoliopsida, Poales, Poaceae. Gene Ontology annotation, cellular component: nucleus. The transcript is spliced from 8 exons. Gene Ontology annotation, molecular function: histone H2A acetyltransferase activity; histone H4 acetyltransferase activity; protein N-terminal-serine acetyltransferase activity. The record is from RefSeq and is a predicted model, not a curated record. Bases 180 to 944 code for a protein of 254 amino acids.
GACGCGCUCCGUUUUCGAAGGCCCAAUCAACUCCCCAAGAGCCCAACGGUGCUAAAGAAAACAUCCUCUGGCUAGCCCGCUAGUGAGCAGCUCGUCCUCCUUCCUGGCCCACUGCGCCCCCGGCGGGGCUUCCUUUCUUCCAUUCCAGCCGGCAUCCAGGAGGCACGGGACGGGCACUAAUGGCGACGGCGGAGAACAAGAGGCCCCGGAGCAGCGGCGGCGUGGAGAGGAGGUCGAGUAGGAAGGAGAUAUUGGGGAAGAAGAAGGCGAUUGAUGAACUUAUAAGGAAAGCUGUAGCUGUGAAGGAUCAUCUAGCACAAUUUCCGGAUUUUCAUAAAUAUGAGAGAAGCGGUAUUUCGGUCUACUUGGAGUCUGGACAUGGCAAUCGGCUUUCAUUACCAACAAGGAAGUACAUCCAGAAUCUUCUCAAGGUUAACAUGGAGGGACCUUAUGGAUCUGAAUGGCCUUCAGAAGAGAAAAUUAAAUACCGGGAAAUGGUUGCCCCGGAUGCACGAUAUAUUUUUGUCUGGCAAUAUACAACUGACCAUGUUGCCAAAAACUCCAUGAAGCAAGAUGUAGGGGCAGCACGUAAUGGAGGUCACUUGCUUGGUUUUGUACAUUACAGAUUUGUUGUGGAAGAGGAUGUGCCUGUUGUUUAUGUGUAUGAGCUACAAUUGGAUCCUUCGUUCCAUGGGAAGGGCUUGGGGAAGUUUCUAAUGCAGUUGAUUGAACUUAUAGCUUGCAAGAGCCAAAUGGGAGCUGUGGUGCUGACGGUUCAAAAAUCUAAUACUGCUGCUAUGGCUUUCUACAACAAUUUACGAUAUGUGAUAUCCAGUACCUCGCCUUCACGAGUGGAUCCACUGAUCGGAAUUAGUAAAAGCUAUGAGAUUUUGUGCAAGACAUUUGAAUCUGAAGCUAAGUCCAAAUUGGAGGAAGGCGACUAAACAGUGACAAUACACUGGUCAGUCAAGGAAAUGCAACAUGGCUGCGGUUCUUCUUCUAUCCAUGCGUUGCGUUUCUAGCUUGGGCUGCUUGCAGUGGGUUCCGGCGGCCUGUGUCAUUGUGAUUUAUUCAGGCUUCAGGCUGUUUCGUUUAAUACUUUCAUGGCGGCCAAUGUUUGCGAAGUUCAAUGUUGGAAACUUUGUUUCAUUAAAAAAAAGUCUGCAACUCUGACCGAGUUUGCCUGGCAUCAUAUGAGGGGUUCGCUGGCGAAA